GUCGGGUUCAGAGCAUGUCUGAACACAGCGCCUACUGGGAGCAGCCCUUCUCGCAGCCCUACUUCGACAACUCUACAAGGAGGGAAGUCACGACCACCGUGGGCCAAACGGCUCAUCUGCACUGUCGCGUGCGCAACCUCGGCGAUCGUGCUGUCUCCUGGAUCCGUAAGCGCGAUCUGCAUAUCCUGACUGUUGGCAUACUGACGUACACCAACGAUCAGCGUUUCCAAUCCUUGCAUACCGACGGUUCUGACGAGUGGACUCUCAAGGUCACCUCUCCGCAGACCAGAGAUUCCGGCGUCUACGAGUGCCAGGUCAGCACCGAACCGAAGAUCAGCCAGGCGUUCAAGCUGAACGUCGUAG
This is a messenger RNA of Nicrophorus vespilloides, 363 nucleotides long. RefSeq lists its product as uncharacterized. The record is from RefSeq and is a predicted model, not a curated record. Gene Ontology annotation, biological process: synapse organization. The transcript is spliced from 2 exons. The annotation marks the transcript as partial. Gene Ontology annotation, cellular component: neuron projection membrane. Lineage: Eukaryota; Metazoa; Arthropoda; Insecta; Coleoptera; Silphidae.